Adineta steineri is the source of this 1752-nucleotide messenger RNA. Lineage: Eukaryota; Metazoa; Rotifera; Eurotatoria; Adinetida; Adinetidae. The record is from the annotation of a GenBank genome assembly.
UUACCAUGUAUUGGUAAUAUAAAUAUUAUAAAUAAAAUUCAAAGUACAACUGGUUCAACAUGUUUACAUGUCGCAUGUUAUUAUGGACAUCGAGAUAUGGCGAAAAUAUUAUUAGACUAUGGUGCAUUACAUUCAAUAAGAAAUUUAAGACAUAAUUUAACACCUUUUGAAGAAUGUUAUAGAGAAGAUAUAAAAGAGCUAUUUUUAGAACAAACAAAAUCAUAUACAAAUAGUUUUGAUUAUGAUUAUAUUGAAUGGUCAAUGACUGGAGAUGAUCUUCUUAAAAAACGACGUGAAUAUCGUCAAGCAAUUGAUGUUUAUAAAACAUAUGAUAAUCAUUAUUUAAUAUCAAAAUUAUUAGCUGAAGUUAUUCAUUAUUAUUUGCAUGAAUAUCUUUUGAAUGAAAAAAAUAAUAAUGAUGUAUUUUAUGAUAAAACAAUUUGUGAACAAAUUGAAACUAUCGAAGCAUAUUUUAAAGAAGCUAUAGAAAAACACGAUUAUUUAACAUAUUUUAUAAAAGCUUAUACAUUAACAAAUUUCUUUUAUAAAGUAUUAAAUAAAGAUUUAGCAAUGUAUGUCUUAGAAUAUUUUGAUACAACAAAAACAUUUUCAUCAAAUUAUCGUCUUGUUAAUUGUCUUGUUCAUCUUGUUACACUUUUAAUUUAUCAUCCAAAUUUUUCCAAAUAUCAAUAUCAAGGAAUAUGUUAUCGUGGAAUGAGAAUAACACAAAAUGAUUUCAAACAAUAUCAACUAAAUCAACAUAUAUUAAAUCGGGCAUUUUUAUCAACAUCGAUUGAUCGAGAAAUUGCUGAAAUGUUUGCUGGUGAAGGUCAACAAUCUCAAAUGAGAUAUACACCCUAUGAUCAUAAUCCAUUACAAUAUUCAUGUUUAUGUCAAUAUUUAAUCAAACAAAAUUCAACAGCAAUUAAUAUAGAAAGUUUAUCAACAAAACCAGAUGAAAAAGAAAUCUUGAUUAUACCAUUUACAGUUUUUAAAAUAAUCGAAAUAAAAAAAAACUAUCUUGAAGAUUUAGAAGCAUCGAUUUCAAUUGAAAUUCUACUAGAAGAAUGUGAAGAUCAAAAUGAAAUUGAAAAUAAUGAAACAUCAGAAAUAUUGACAUUAUCUUCGUUUGAUAAUGAUAUUAAAGAUACAAAAAAAUAUAUUAAAUUUAAAAAACAAAAAUUUGUUCUGCGUAAUAUUAUUAAACCAAUGAUAUCAAUAACAAUAUUACUUUUAAUUUUUAUAUUUAUUUUUACUUUUAUUAUUCCAAAAAUUUUAUUGAAUAAUCUUGGAUAUAAUGUAACAUCUGAAUUAAACAAAGAUAAUAUUGGUGGAUAUGAAUUACUAUUAGGUUGUCCUAAUAUACUAAAUCGAUCCACUUGGAAUGCUCGUGCAUAUUUAACUCGAAUGAAUUUAAAAGUAUCACCAGUUACAGAGAUUGUUACAAGACAUUUAACAGAUUUGAAACCAAUUAUGAAUCAGCAAGAUUGUAUUAAAAAAAUAAAAGAUCUUCAAGAUUUUCAAAUGAAUAUACGAGGUUGGGCUGAUAUUGGCUAUAAUUUCUUAAUAUGUAGUGAUAAUCUUGAUCAACAACAAAUCUAUAGAGGUAGAGGUUGGACAUAUACUGGUGCACAUUGUAUUGGUUAUAAUUUUCAAUCUUUAGGUAUUGCUAUGUUGGGUAAUUACAAUAGUCGCAAAUCUUUACAUACAUUUAAAUCAUUAAUUCAAUGUGGUAUAAAGAAGAAUUUUAUU